Messenger RNA from Drosophila novamexicana, 5100 nucleotides. RefSeq names its product UDP-glucose:glycoprotein glucosyltransferase (gene Uggt). The coding region runs from base 133 to 4803 and encodes 1556 amino acids. Gene Ontology annotation, cellular component: endoplasmic reticulum. Lineage: Eukaryota; Metazoa; Arthropoda; Insecta; Diptera; Drosophilidae. The record is from RefSeq and is a predicted model, not a curated record. Gene Ontology annotation, molecular function: UDP-glucose:glycoprotein glucosyltransferase activity. The transcript has 2 exons.
UUAACAAAUAGUGGAGUACAAAAGCUAAAGUGAAAUAAUAUUGCAAUUAGUGCUUUUAAAUUCCACAAUAACUUGUUAUUAGUGCGUCAUGUGCACGUAACAAAAAAAGUUAUAAAUAUACGCACAACUAAAAUGUUACGUCUUGUGUGUGUGUUGCUGCUGACGGCGGGGACGUUGACGAUAUUUUCGCCUGCUUCCGUCUCGGUGGAGGCUGCGGAGUCCAGUCAAAGUUAUCCAAUUACCACUUUAAUUAAUGCCAAAUGGACGCAAACGCCACUAUAUUUAGAAAUUGCCGAGUAUUUAGCGGAUGAACAGGCUGGUCUUUUCUGGGAUUACGUGCAGGCUGUGACGACAUUGGACACGGCGCUCAACGAUUACGAUACGGAGUCAAAACAGUACAAUGCCGCCUUGCAACUUGUGCGUUCGCAUUUGAGUGUGCCACAGCUGCCACUACUGAAACUGGUCGUCUCCAUGCACAGCUUGACCCCUCGCAUACAGACGCACUUUCAACUGGCCGACGAGCUGCGAGCCGCGGGCGCCUGCCAGGGAGCCAUAUACGCACAAGUGGGCACAGAGCUUGCCUGCACCUAUGCGGAGCUGGAGCAAAAACUGAAGCUGCCGCAUGCUGCAAGCAGCUUGGAUGCAGAGGUUGGCAGCUACAGCUUUGAUCAUGUGUAUCCCGGCAGUGAGAACAAUACACGUACCGUGGUGCUCUAUGGAGAUCUGGGCAGUGCCGCAUUUCGUCCAUAUCACAAGCUGCUGGAAAAGGCAGCGAAUGCGGGCAAAGUGCGUUACCUGUUACGCCAUCAGCUAGCCGAGCGAAGUGGACGGCCCGUACGCUUGUCCGGCUACGGCGUCGAGUUACAUUUAAAGUCCACCGAGUACAAGAGUCAGGAUGAUGCGCCCAAGCCGGAGGCUGGCAACGGCAGCACUGCCGAAUCUGAAGAAUCAACUAACGAAACGGACGUACAGGGCUUUGACUUCAAGCUGCUGAAAUCCAAGCAUCCAACGCUCAAGCGUGCCUUGGAUCAGCUGCGACAGCGUCUGCUGCAGGGCAACGACGAGAUUGCGCAGCUCAAGGCUUGGGAGUUCCAGGAUUUGGGUCUACAGGCAGCCGCAGCCAUAGCCGAGAUACAGGGCGAUGAGGCGCUGCAGUUACUCCAGUAUACGGCGCAUAAUUUUCCCAUGCUGGCGCGCACCCUGCUCGCCCACAAAGUGUCCGACGAACUUCGCGCAGAGAUUAAGCACAAUUCCGAAUCGCUGGGACGCAGCUUGAACGUGGCUCCGCCCGACGGCGCUUUGUUUAUCAAUGGCCUGUUCUUUGAUGCGGACACCAUGGACCUGUACACGGUGGUGGAGACGCUGCGUUCCGAGAUACGCGUACUGGAGAGUCUGCAUGGCAACAAUGUGCACGGCCGCUUGGCCAGCGCGUUGCUAGCCCUGGAUUUGAAUAGCGCCAACAAGCGUGAGUUUGCGAUCGAUAUCAGGGACACAGCAGUCCAGUGGAUCAAUGAUAUUGAACAGGAUGCCCAGUACAGACGCUGGCCGCCAUCAGUUAUGGACUUGCUGCGUCCCACAUUUCCCGGCAUGUUGCGCAACAUACGCAAGAAUGUGUUUAACCUGGUGCUGGUUGUGGAUCCACUGCAGCCGGAGGCGCGCAGCGUCAUCAAAUUGGCUGAAUCCUUUGUUAUACACCAGGCGCCAAUACGCCUAGGCCUAGUCUUUGAUGCUCGGGCUGUGGAGGAUGCAACGGCUGCUGAUUAUGUGGCCAUUGCGUGCGCCUUUAACUAUGUGAGCCAGCAGAAGGAUGCACGUGCCGCACUCAGCUUUCUCACGGACAUUUAUGCGGCGGUGGGCGAAACGGAAACCGUCACCAAGCAGCACAUUGUCAAGCAGCUCACCAAGGAAUUCAGCUCACUGAGCAGCACAAAGGCCAAGGAAUUGAUUGGGGAGGAAUCCGAUUACGAUUACGGACGGCAACUGGCCACCGAAUUUGUGCAACGUUUGGGCUUUGGCGCAGUGCGUCAGCCGCAGGCGCUACUCAACGGCGCGCCUAUGCCGAGCAAUAUCAUCAGUGCGGACAGUGACUUCGAGGAGGCGAUUUUCACGGAAAUCAUGAGCCAGACAACGGCGCUGCAGAAGUCGGUUUACCGCGGCGAACUGACCGACAACGAUGAGAUGAUCAAUUACCUGAUGAAUCAGCCGCAUGUGAUGCCGCGUCUCAACCAGCGCAUACUCAGCCAGGAGGAUGUCAAGUACUUGGACAUAAAUGGCAUGCCCGCCAAGCAGCUCGGCAACGCGGCAGCUUUGAAUAAGCUUUCGAAUCGCGACAUGACCGCCACGCUGAUGGCAAAUCUGAAAUACUUUGGCGGCAAGCAGAGCACCGAGCGCAUUGGACGCGCCUCGCUGCAGUUCCUAACAAUUUGGGUCUUUGCCGACCUGGAGACGCCCGAAGGCUGCGAGCUGCUCACUCACGCCCUGGACUAUGUGCGUAGCAGUGAGAGCGUACGUUUAGCAUUUAUUCCCAACACGGAGGGUGUGAGCGAUAAGCGCAGUCUCAAUCGCUUGGCCUGGGCGGCCAUGCACUCGCUGGAGCCAGCGAAGGCAACGGAUCAGGUGCUCAAAUGGCUGCGUCAAAAGAAGCAGCGCAUCGAGGAUAUACCCAAACAGAUGGAGGACAUACUGGGAAGCACGGAACUGCAUCUGAAGAUGCUGCGCGUCUAUGCACAGCGCGUGCUGGGACUGGCCAAGUCGCAGCGUCUGGUGAUUGGCAACGGCCGGCUGUACGGUCCGCUCGGCGCCGCCGAGAGCUUCGAUAGUGCCGACUUUGCGCUGCUGGCAAGAUACAGCGACUUGCAGUACGGCGACAAGGUACGCGAGGUGCUCAAGGAAUCCGCCACCGAGGUGGACAGCGACUUCAACAGCGACACGCUGCUCAAGCUCUAUGCUAGCCUGCUGCCCCGACAGACCAAGACGCGCUUCAAGCUGCCCAGCGAUCUGAAGACGGACCACUCGGUCGUCAAGCUGCCUGCCAAGCAGCAGACGCAGCCCCACUUUGACAUUGUCGCCGUGCUGGAUCCUGCCUCGAGAGCGGCACAGAAACUCACCCCGAUUCUAAUAUUAUUGCGGCAAACGCUCAACUGCCAGCUCCAUUUGUAUCUGACUCCUGUGGCGCAGCACAGCGAUAUGCCUGUCAAGAAUUUCUACCGCUAUGUGAUCGAAUCUGAGGUGCAGUUCGAGGCGAACGGUGCACGCGCCGAGGGUCCGCUGGCGAAAUUCAGUGGCUUGCCCGCCAAUCCGCUGCUGACACAGCAGCUGCAGGUGCCCGAAAACUGGCUGGUGGAGGCGGUGCGCGCUGUCUACGAUCUGGAUAACAUUAAGCUGCGCGACAUUGGUGGCCCUGUGCACAGUGAAUUCGGCUUGGAGUAUCUGCUGCUGGAGGGUCAUUGCUUUGAUGCGGCCAGCGGUGCGCCGCCGCGGGGCUUGCAGCUGGUGCUGGGCACAAAAUCGCAACCCGCGCUGGUGGACACCAUUGUGAUGGCCAAUUUGGGCUACUUCCAGUUGAAGGCCAAUCCUGGCGCUUGGACAUUGCGUCUGCGCGACGGCAAAUCCACAGAUAUUUAUGCCAUCAGCCAUGCGGAGGGGCCCAACACGCUGCACCAGCAACAGACGGGCGCCGUCCAGGUGCUGAUUACCUCGCUGCGCUCCCACGUCACCAAGUUGCGCGUAUCCAAGCGGCCGGGCAUGCAGCACGCCGAGCUGCUCUCUGAUGACACGGCGCCCUCGCAGUCGGGCAUUUGGAAUAGCAUUGCAAGCAGCUUUGGCGGAAACAGCGGCACGCCUGGCACGGAUGAGGAUACAGAAACCAUCAACAUAUUCUCUGUGGCCUCGGGACAUUUGUACGAGCGUCUGUUGCGCAUCAUGAUGGUCUCCCUGCUGAAGCACACCAAGUCGCCGGUGAAGUUCUGGUUCCUCAAGAACUAUUUGUCGCCACAAUUCACGGACUUUUUGCCGCACAUGGCGAAGGAGUACAAUUUCCAAUACGAGCUGGUGCAAUACAAAUGGCCGCGUUGGCUGCACCAGCAGACGGAGAAACAGCGCACAAUUUGGGGCUAUAAGAUACUCUUCCUGGAUGUGCUCUUCCCGCUCAAUGUGCGCAAGAUUAUAUUCGUGGAUGCGGACGCGAUUGUGCGCACCGAUAUUAAGGAGCUCUACGAUUUAGAUCUGGGCGGUGCGCCCUAUGCAUACACACCCUUCUGUGAUUCGCGCAAGGAAAUGGAAGGCUUUCGGUUUUGGAAGCAGGGUUAUUGGCGAAGCCAUCUGAUGGGCAGGCGCUAUCAUAUCUCUGCAUUGUAUGUGGUGGACUUGAAGCGAUUCCGCAAGAUCGCGGCCGGUGAUCGACUGCGUGGACAGUAUCAGGCACUCAGUCAAGAUCCAAAUAGUUUGUCCAAUCUGGAUCAGGAUUUGCCCAACAAUAUGAUACAUCAGGUGGCCAUCAAAUCGCUGCCGGACGAGUGGCUGUGGUGUCAGACCUGGUGCAGUGAUAGCUCCUUCAAGAGCGCCAAGGUAAUCGAUCUGUGCAACAAUCCGCAGACCAAGGAGGCCAAACUGACGGCGGCUCAGCGCAUUGUGCCCGAGUGGAAGGAUUAUGAUGCGGAGCUGAAGGCACUAUUGGCACGCAUCGAGGAUCAUGAGAAUCACAAUAUUGGCAGCAACAGGGAUAAUGCUGAAGAUGACGAGGAGGAGCAUGUGGUUGUCAUCACAGAACCGCCUCCACCCGAGUACGUGCACGGCGAGCUGUGAUCGCUGUCAAUCUUUUGUUUAGUAAAUUUAAGACUAAUGUCCUUCAUACUUGGUAAAUACUGAAUUAGCUAAGCUUAAUACCAAUCUAGCAGGCAACAACAGACAAAUUAAUUAGCAAUUAAAAUUUAAAAAACUGUGGAAGCGAAAAGCUUCAAGUCUGAAAAGAUUUUGCAUUCCAAGAGCUUCUCGCCACGAUUCGAACUCGAUAAAUAUAUAAUAAAUAAAUUUACUGAAUGCAAGGCUAUGUACGUAAUUUUUGUUCGAUUUAAUAAAAACUGUACGAACCAUUUUUAAAAC